Messenger RNA from Meleagris gallopavo (turkey), 2220 nucleotides. The record is from RefSeq and is a predicted model, not a curated record. NCBI's taxonomy places the organism in Eukaryota, Metazoa, Chordata, Aves, Galliformes, Phasianidae.
CCUCAGGGACGCCUUGCUCUGCCUGCGAGCUUGGGGAGCCCUGGGGAUCCCUUUCGGCUCAGAAAGUUUGGGGAUGGCCUCUUGUGAGCUUAGGGACACGCUGCCCUUCCUGCAGUCUGGGAAGUCCAGGUACACCCUGCCUGUGAGCUCGGUGUCACCCUGCAUUGCCUGCAAGCUUGGGGAGCCUCAGGGAUGCCAUGCUUGAGAGCUCAGGGAGCUUGGGAACACCCCGCUGAGAGCUCGGGGUCUCAGGGAUGCCCUCCAUGCCCAUGAGCGCACAUAGCGUCCCUGUGAGCAGGAUGGCCGGCUGGCUCUGACCCUCUGCAGUUUUGCUUCCCUUGAGGUCCAGGCGAGCAUGACGUCCCCCUGGGUUGCAUCAGGGUGCCUCUGCACAGCCAGGGAAGAAGGGAUCAGUUCUACUUGCCCAGCCCUCACCUUGUGUCCACAUGUGUUGUGGUGCAGGGAUGGAGCUGUGGACAUCCCAAGGCUCUGCCUGCCCUGGCUUUAUGGUGUGAGCACCCAGGAGAGCUGCCAGCGUGUCCCGCUGUGACUGUGCUGUGCACCAUGGCCAGUUACAGUGGCCGGGCACCAUGUGGAUGAGCACCCACUCCUGCUGUGGCAGCAUCUGAAUCGAGGCAUUUCUUUUUCUCAUUUCCGUAUUUAGCAGUCACUUUUUAAGUCUCUCCCCAGGAAGAGCAGCUGGGGAAGGUUACGAGAGGUCCACCACCGAGGAAGCUGGCUCUUCCUCUUCCUUUUCCAUUUCAGAAGCUGCUUCCAUGCUGCCCGGCCCUGGCGGGCUGGCUGCUUCCCCGUAUGGGGCUGCAGCUGGGCACUGGCCUUGGUGGCCCCACAGCCAUCCUUGGGCCAUGGGGGGUCGGUGUCCCUGGGACCCCUUGGCAGGGUCACCGUGCCGUGCCGCUGGUCUUUGGCUCCACUUGGCACCUGGAUACAUCUUAAUGCACCAUGUGGGGCCAGCGCCGCCCCGCACUUCUUAUCUGCCCCGUGCCGGCCGCCUGCCCCUGCUGUUUUGUCUGCGGCACUGUGUGACCCUGGCUGUGCCACGGGGAUGGGCUGCAGCGUGCGUCAUCGCGUGCCCGGCUGUCACCUGGCGCCCAGAGCUUGGUGCUGUCACAUUCGCCGUCCUCUGCGUGGGGUCGGACCAGAUGCAGGGCCACGUGCUGCCCCUUCCCCUCCUGCUGCAGAUCCCCUUCGUUCUGCACACCCGUUGCCCGUUGUUGUGCUGGGAUUUCAGCUCGCCAUACUGACUCAGGGCCCUCAUAGGAGCCGAGCAGGGCUCAGAGCCGGACCCCCAUCCCUGGGGCGUUUCCCAGCCCAGCUGCGGGGCGAGGGCGCGCAGGAAGGAGGCGGGAGCUGCGGCUUUGGGCGGGACGGGGGCUUCUCCGCCGGGAGCUGUCAGCUGGAAGCCAUCAGCGGGGCGGAGAGAGCCUCCUUCUCAGGGCCACACACGCCGGUGGCCCCGCGGGGACGCAACCGGCGGUCCCAGCCAGCACGUGGGCACAGCGCGGCACCGCAGAGAUGCCGCUUUGCUGCCUGGCCAACAUCCCACUGACUCCGGAGACCCAGCGGGACCAGGAGCGGCGGAUACGCAGGGAGAUCGCCAACAGCAACGAGAGAAGGCGGAUGCAGAGCAUCAAUGCUGGCUUCCAGUCGCUGAAAACCCUCAUCCCGCACACGGACGGGGAGAAGCUCAGCAAGGCGGCCAUCCUCCAGCAGACAGCUGAGUACAUCUUCUCCCUGGAGCAGGAGAAGACCCGGUUACUACAGCAGAACACCCAGCUCAAGCGGUUCAUCCAGGAGUUCAGCGGUUCUUCCCCAAAGCGGCGACGAGCGGAGGACAAAGAUGAGGGCAUCGGCUCACCGGACAUCUGGGAGGAUGAGAAGGCCGAGGACCUGCGGCGAGAAAUGAUUGAGCUCCGGCAGCAGCUGGACAAGGAGCGCUCGGUCCGCAUGAUGCUGGAGGAGCAGGUUCGCUCGCUGGAGGCUCACAUGUACCCCGAGAAGCUGAAGGUGAUUGCUCAGCAGGUGCAGCUCCAGCAGCAGCAGGAGCAGGUGAGGUUGCUACACCAGGAGAAGCUGGAGCGGGAGCAGCAGAUCCGAACUCAGCUCCUGCCAGCACACGGUCCCCCAGCGCCCACCCACCACCCCACUGUGAUCGUCCCAGCACCACCUCCCUCCCAUCAUGUCACCGUGGUCACCAUG